Propithecus coquereli (Coquerel's sifaka) is the source of this 554-nucleotide messenger RNA. RefSeq lists its product as uncharacterized. NCBI's taxonomy places the organism in Eukaryota, Metazoa, Chordata, Mammalia, Primates, Indriidae. The record is from RefSeq and is a predicted model, not a curated record. Bases 53 to 391 code for a protein of 112 amino acids. The transcript has 2 exons.
CUCCUGACCUGCAGAAGUUCCAGCUCACCACCAAGGAGGGCCCUGGUCAAGGAUGUGCAAGGACUCACAGAAACCCUUCGUACCCAGCCAUGGGCCAAAGAUACCAUCAUGCAACAAAGUGAAGUCUCUGCACCCACCCCUGGCCCGGACGUGGAAGCAGGACCGUGAGCAGUCUCUGGCGGCAGCCUAUGUGCCGGUCGUGGUGGACCCUCGGGGGCAGAACCCGGACAGGCUCAGGUUCAAUUUCUACACCUCCCAAUAUUCAAACUCCCUGAACCCCUUCUAUACCUUGCAGAAGCCUACCUGUGGCUACCUGUACCGCCGGGACACUGACCACACCCGCAAGCGCUUUGAUGUGCCUUCUGCCAACCUGAUCUUGUGGCGCUCCUAGGCCCAUGCCAGCCGGAAUCCCCCGACCUGCACCCUCAGUGCUGUGAACCCGGGUCGCAGAGGGGAGGGCUGCUCACUCCAGGAGGAGUGACCUGUACUCGGGCUGAGAGAGCUGUGCCAUGCCCCCUGUUGACAAUGGCAAAGGGAGGUCUCUCUUCUCGGCA